AUGCGUGUGGCUUCUAUUGUGCUGCCUCUGGCAGGUCUCGCUUCGGCUGCGGCUAGCUAUAGCAAGCCUGUUAGCAGUGGUUGCAAUGCACUCAAGGGCCCCGUUGGCAACUCGCUAUUUUUCAUCGACAGCCUGGUCUACCAGUAUGAGACCAACAACUUCUGGUCAAACACUGAGCUCAUGUCUCCUGGCUGUGUAUUCCGUCCCCAGUCCAGCAGCCAAUUGGCUGAGGGAAUGACUGCUCUCGUCGAUGCUGAAGCCAAGUUCGCGGUUCGGGGUGGUGGCCACAUGGGUAUCCGAGGUUCGAACAACAUCGACAACGGUGUUUUGGUCGUUAUGUCCAAUCUCACAACCCUGGAACUGAACGAGGACAAGUCUGUGCUGUCGCUAGGUCCCGCUUACCGAUGGGGUGAGGUCUAUGAGUAUCUCGCCGCCUAUGACCUGAGUGUUCCAGGUGGUCGUCUCGGCCCCGUCGGUGUGCCUGGUCUGCUUCUUGCUGGUGGUGUCAACUUCUACGGCAACCAGGUCGGCUUCGCUUGCAACUCUGUCAUCAACUAUGAGGUCGUUCUGGCCAAUGGUACUGUUGUGCACGCAAGCAAGACCUCCAACCCGGAUCUGUUCUGGGCUCUGAAGGGCGGUAGCAGCAACUUCGGCAUUGUCACCCGUUUCGACAUCGAGACCAUCAAGUCGCCCAUGGUCUGGGCUGGUGCCCACACUGUGGAAGCCCAAUACGUGGACCAGUUCCUGGCGGCUAUUGCCCAAUAUGCCUCCAACAUUUCGGACCCCAAGAGCCACAUCGUUCCCGCUCUGGUGCCCGGAGUCUCAACUCUGGCCUCGGCGAUUCUGUUCUAUGACAGCGACACCGUCAGCUACCCCGAUAUCCUCAAGCCUUUCACCGACAUCCCAUCCGUUAGCAGCACUGUCGGCUUCAAGACUGUGGCUGAGUUCGCGGCUGAAUUGGGUGCAAUGGUAGUGAGCGACAUCAACGAUGUGUUCGUUGCCGGAACUGUCAAGGGAACAACCUACGAGGAGCUCCACCAGGGCAUCAGCAUCAUUAACACUACUUUCUUCAACGAGCUCCCCAAGCUAUACAACCAGAUUCCCUCCGCCAACAUCUCCACCAUCCAGCUGGACUGGCAACCCAUUGGCGCGGAGUGGAUCCAGGCAUCCAACGCUCGUGGCGGUAACGCUCUGGGCCUGGACUCUACUAAGGUCUACCUCUGCUAUGCCGAGGUCGUGGAGUGGAUUGGGUCCGCUUAUGACGAUGUCGUCGCCAAGUGGGUCGAGGACACUACCUAUGCUAUCAACAAUGCCACCCAGAAGGCUGGUCUUUAUGAUGCGUUCAACUACAUGGGUGAUGCCGCUGGCUUCCAGUCGAUUUUCCCGGGCUAUGGUGCGACCAACCAACAGCGUCUGAUUAAAAUCGCGGAGAAGUACGACCCUGAGCGUGUUUUCCAGACCUUGAUGCCUGGUGGAUUCAAGGUUUACUAA
Molecule: messenger RNA, 1491 nt
Organism: Penicillium daleae
Lineage: Eukaryota; Fungi; Ascomycota; Eurotiomycetes; Eurotiales; Aspergillaceae
Product: FAD-binding oxidoreductase
Exons: 5
Coding region: 1-1491 (496 amino acids)
Molecular function (GO): FAD binding
Source: RefSeq, a predicted model, not a curated record